AUGGGUUGUUGCUGUUAAAAAUAAGGCUAAAAGGGAAAGAAUAAUAUUCCCAUUUAAUAAACUCCAAUAAUAGUCAAUAAUUAAGAGAAUAAACCAGUCAUAGAAGUAAUAAUUCCAAAACCUCUUGUUCAUCUUCCAGAUUCACCUUUGAUUAAGAAGCCAAUAAAAAAAUAACUGGAUAUUAGAGAAAUAAAUUUACUAGAGUCACAAAUCAUAGAAUAAUUAUAAUCAGAAAUAUCUGAUUAAUCUGAAAUAAAGAAAUUUGAAGAAUUAAUUCAAAUACUCGAAAAAGAAUCGACAUAAUUUUAUAAUAAAAAAGGUUCAAUUGAAACAUAAUUAACAUAGUCAUUUAUAUAAGACGAAAAUAAUUUAUAAAACUAUUCAUAUAAUUAAGACUUUAUUGGAGUUAAAGUAAAUAAUAAAAAUAUUUGUGAUAUUGAGAAUAAAUAUGAUUUCUCUAAAAUCAGAAAAUUUACAGAGUAUAAAGGAAGGAUAACUAUAGUGAGAUUAAUUUAAAAAUAAAAAUCAACUAUUUGCACAUAUAUAGGUAAAAUAGAUCAAAAAUAUUGUUGUGUCAAAUUAAUACCAAUGGCAAAAAGAGUUGAUAUUGAUAAAUGGAUAAAUCGUGUUAAAAUUGCAUAAUUAUAAUAAGGUGACUAUAGAUUUGAUAAUUCCUUUUAAUUGUAUUACUAUUAUAAAAUUGAAACAAUAAUGGAUGAACCAUAAUAUUGUAAUUGUUUCAUUAUUAGCAACUUAGAAUAAUAUAAUUUUUAUACCUUUAGGUAUUAUAACUGAUAUAUAUAAAUUAGUCGCCAUCCAUCAGUAACCAUAUCAGAAAAAGCAUAAGUUGCUUUUGAUAUCAUUCCAAUUAUUUAGGGUGCCUUAAAAUCUAAUUAGGAAUUGAAUUCAAAUCAAUCUGAUUAAGAAAAAGUUUCAGAAUUAAUUUUUAAAAGAAUGAAAACAGUGAAAAGAAAUAAUAUUUUGAUAUCCAGAUUAUAAAAUUAAGAACAAAAAUUAAAAAUAUUACUUUCAGAUUGGUAAUUAUUACUUCCAGAAUUUGAACAAAUUAUUCCAAAUAAAUAAUUGUAAGGAGAAGAUUAGCUUAUAGAAAUAAUGAGUUAAAUAAAUGAAUCAGAUUAUAAUAAUUUAUAAGAAGGAGCAAGUUUGACUGAAUUGGUCCCUAAAUAUUUUUUGAAACUUUUAUUUUUCAAAUUAAACCUUGAGUAUUUCUAUUAUAGAUAUUUAGGUUACUAAAUGAUGUAAAUUUAUAAGGAUUUUUUAAUGAAGCAGAAUUUUAAAGUAAGUGUGAAAUUUUAAGAUAAUUUGAAAAUGAUAAUGAAAAAGUUUUACAGCAAAAUAUUGAACAUUAAAUUAAAGAAAGAUAAAGUAUUUAACAAAAACCAAACUAAAUUGAAUUUAUGAAUAAAAAGUCUUAAUAAAUGUGCAAUUUAUUUUAAUUAAAUCCUGAUUAAAAUAGGAAAACUAUUUAUGAAAUUUAUUUGAUAAUCAAUAACUUAAAAUGUGAAGGAAUGCGAUCCCAUUUUAGAGAUUAUAAUCAAACUAUUUCCAAUUAAAAUAAUGUUAAUUAAUAGAAUUAAUGA
Paramecium primaurelia is the source of this 1601-nucleotide messenger RNA. Lineage: Eukaryota; Ciliophora; Oligohymenophorea; Peniculida; Parameciidae. The record is from the annotation of a GenBank genome assembly.